AUGCCGAUCCUCGUCCCAUGCAUUGUCAAAGACUGGCCCGUGCGCAAAAUUCCUGGUGAUGUCAACGUUGACAUCCACCGAGCCAGUUACCCCAUCAGACCUCACAACUUGAAGCAUGAGCACGCAAAUACCUGUCAGACUGAUGCGAUCAGUACAGCGGCGCGGAUUGCAAUGGCAAAGGCCGCUUGGGGGUUGUGUAUCGCGCAUACCGGCUCACAACACACACAUUCCACCGUCGAUGAAACAGAAGUCUCCCACUUCAAUGCGUUGGCGUCGAGUUGGUGGGAUCCGCAUGGUCCUUCGAGAUUGCUACAUCUCAUGAAUCCACUGAGGCAUGAGUUUAUUGCUCGGUGUCGGGCCGCUGGUGGUGGUGAUGGAGGAAGAGGAGGAGAAGCUCAAACACAAGGGCCAGGAAAAGGAGAUACUCAAAGUCCAAAACUACGCUACCUAGACAUUGGCUGCGGCGGCGGUAUCUUCGCCGAAAGCGCAGCACGCCUCCCAACUACCUCCUCUGUCCUAGCCAUCGACCCUACACCAGGCGUCCUCGCAAUCGCCUCAGCCCACAAACGCCGCGAUCCAACUCUCAUGCAACCGGGUCGCCUUACCUACCUCAACACUUCCAUCGAGGAUCUCACUCCACCGGGCACCUCCACCUCCCCAUCCUUCGACAUCGUCACCCUCUUCGAAGUCCUCGAACACGUACACGCCCCCGGACCCUUUCUCUCACACGUCUUACCGCACGUCAAGCCGGGGGGCUGGCUCGUGCUCAGCACGAUUGCGCGCACGUGGACCAGCUGGCUGGUGACGAAUGUGUUGGCCGAAGAUGUGCUGGGCGUGGUGCCCAAGGGUACGCAUGAGUGGGCCAAGUAUGUGAAUGAGGCGGAGCUGAGGGACUGGUUUGCAGGGCAGCAGGGGUGGGGAGACGUCAGGGUUAUGGGCGUCGUGUAUGUGCCGGGCGUGGGGUGGAGGGAGGUACAGGGGGGAGAGGCGUGGGGGAAUUAUUUUUUGGGCGUUAGGAGGGUGGCGUGA
Plenodomus lingam JN3 is the source of this 1029-nucleotide messenger RNA. NCBI's taxonomy places the organism in Eukaryota, Fungi, Ascomycota, Dothideomycetes, Pleosporales, Leptosphaeriaceae. The record is from RefSeq and is a predicted model, not a curated record.